Molecule: messenger RNA, 4520 nt
Organism: Limulus polyphemus (Atlantic horseshoe crab)
Lineage: Eukaryota; Metazoa; Arthropoda; Merostomata; Xiphosura; Limulidae
Product: amphiphysin-like
Exons: 9
Cellular component (GO): plasma membrane; cytoplasm
Molecular function (GO): phospholipid binding; protein binding
Source: RefSeq, a predicted model, not a curated record
AAACUAGAAACGAUGAUGGAUGAUUUUUGCCACAAACUGAAUGAUCAGGUGACAAUACCUCUGACAGCUUACAUGAAUCAGUUUCCCGAUGUUCGGGCAAAAAUUUCAAAGCGAGGAAGAAAGAUGGUUGAUUAUGACAGCGCCAGACAUCACUUAGAAACACUGUUAAAUGUUGGCAAGAAGAGAGAUGAGGUUAAAAUUACAAAGGCAAAGGAACAGUUAGAUGAAUCCAAAUCAUUAUAUGAAUCUCUUAACAAGGAACUCCACGAAGAACUUCCAGCUUUGUAUGACAGCCGUAUUGCAUUUUUGGUAUCAAAUCUACAGACUUACUUCCAUGCCGAAUCAGUUUUCCAUACAGAAAGUGCUCAAGUAUUUACCAACCUAAGUAGUUUAAUGGAGGAACUUGCAGAAGAAAACCAGAAAGGUGGCUAUUCAUCUAGACAGCCUGAGCUCGAAGCUCUUUCAUUAAAAGACUCAUCAGAUGCAAGACAUGAAACAAGUACAUUAGAAAGGAAUGACCAUGCUGUCACAAAUGGAGAAACUGAGGUGCCAACUACUCCUGUCAAGUCAGGAUUCAAUGAUUCUGCAAAAGAAGAAGCAACCGAUCAUCCCACCUCUCCUUCAACAGACUCGAACAAAUCUCUGACUGAUCACGCUGAUGCUGAGAAAAGUUUAAAAACAGAAAAAUUAGAGGAAGAGAUCCAUAAUGACAAUGUGCCACUGAAGGCUCUGAAUACAGAGGAUUAUGUGGAAAUUCCACCAGGGGCAACAACAAAUAAUCUUCCUCCUGGGGUUUAUUAUAGGGUACAAGCCACAUAUAAGUAUACCGCUGAAGAUGUAGAUGAGCUUUCAUUUGAAUCAAAUGACAUCAUCAAUGUUGUUGCUUAUGACGAUCCUGAAGAACAAGAAGAAGGCUGGCUUAUGGGGAUCAAAGAAUCCACACAGGAGAAAGGAAUCUUUCCUGCCAACUUCACACGACCAAUCUGAUAGGUUUCUAGCAGAAACAAGAGAAUCUCCUUCUUAAGAUUAACUACCUUCUUAGCUCUAGCACGAUUUGUUACUAGAUGUUUCCUAGUUAAUUACUUAGAAUAUAUUAAUUCUUGAAUUGUUUGUGAGAAUCCUGAAAGAUCUGUCUUUGUCGUUACUGUCAAUCUUACAUAUUCACUUUGAUUAUUUAUAAGUUAAGGCUUAGUUAUUUGUUCUGAAUUUACAUUUUAACAUUACUUGUGAAUUGUUUUUUUAUAUUAUUAUCAUGGAGCCUGCAUUUGAUCCAGGAAGUGAACUACAAACCAACUACACAGAAGGCCCACAUGGUGUAAGAAAAUAUAAAGUUUGUGUAUUGUUUGUUUUCAUAGAUCUUGGUUUACUUUAGGAACGUUCUUUGUUAAACAUGCCCUAGCUGCUUUGUCACAGGUAGUACCCUGUGUUAAAUCAUGCUGUAGCUCUUUUGUUGAAGGUAGUACCCUAUGUUAAACAUGCCGUAGCUGCUUUGUCACAGGUAGUACCCUAUGUUAAACAUGCCGUAGCUCUUUUGUUGCAGGUAGUACCCUGUGUUAAUCAUGCUGUAGCUCUUUUGUUGCAGGUAGUACCCUGUGUUAAACAUGUUGUAACUGCUUUGUCACAGGUAGUACCCUAUGUUAAACAUGCCGUAGCUCUUUUGUUGCAGGUAGUACCCUGUGUUAAUCAUGCUGUAGCUCUUUUGUUGCAGGUAGUACCCUGUGUUAAACAUGUUGUAACUGCUUUGUCACAGGUAGUACCCUAUGUUAAACAUGCCGUAGCUCCUUUGUCACAGGUAGUACCCUUGUGUUAAUCAUGCUGUAGCUCUUUUGUUGCAGGUAGUACCCUGUGUUAAACAUGCUGUAGCUCCUUUGUCAUGGGUAGCUAUCCCGUGUUAAACAUGCUGUAGCUCCUUUGUCACGGGUAGCUAUCCCGUGUUAAACAUGUUGUAACUGCUUUGUCACGGGUAGCUACCCCGUGUUAAACAUGUUGUAACUGCUUUGUCACGGGUAGCUACCCCGUGUUAAACAUGUUGUAACUGCUUUGUCAUGGGUAGCUAUCCCGUGUUAUACAUGUUGUAACUGCUUUGUCACGGGUAGCUAUCCCGUGUUAAACAUGUUGUAACUGCUUUGUCACAAGUAGUACCCUGUGUUAAACAUGCUGUAGCUCCUUUGUCACGGGUAGCUAUCCCGUGUUAAACAUGCUGUAGCUCCUUUGUCACGGGUAGCUAUCCCGUGUUAAACAUGCUGUAGCUCCUUUGUCACGGGUAGCUACCCCGUGUUAAACAUGCUGUAGCUCCUUUGUCACGGGUAGCUACCCCGUGUUAAACAUGUUGUAACUGCUUUGUCACAGGUAGCUACCCUGUGUUAAACAUGCUGUAACUGCUUUGUCACAGUAGCUACCCCGUGUUAAACAUGUUGUAACUCCUUUGUCACGGGUAGCUACCUUAAAGUUUACUGUGUAACUAUUAUGACAGUAGAAUGUUUUGUAAAACACGUAAAGAACAUUGUGAUAUAUCAGAUUUGUUUUGAAGUAAAUGUAAACGAACGAUUAUUUCUCACCCAGUAACUAAGAGUUGAAAGAAGUGUUUUAUGUGCCAGAGAUCGUGAUUUUUUUUUCAUAUCAAAAACCUUUGUAUGUGAACAACCAGAACUAUAUUGAGGUCUAAAAAAUGAAACUACCAACAUGUGUAUUUGGUACAUCUAUAGCCGCUGUAAAACAGAAUAUUCCUGUUUAAUACUCAAAUUGAUUGAAUAAAUCUCCAGAGAAUUUGGAUAAUACUGUAAACAUGCUGGUAUAAAUUUAAAAAAAAAAAAUUUCUUUCUUAAAUUAAAUUGGAAAUUAUAGUGAAACAGAGCUUGUGUAAGAAUAAAAAUAUUUAUGGUCUGUUUCUAUCAAGUGGCCAAUAAAGUUUAUAUAUCAGGAGUAUGAAUAGGAUGGAAAAAAUUGAAAGCUUUGCUCUUUAUUUCUGUGAAAUAAAACUUUUGUUCUCCAAGAUGUACUUAAUGUUGUUUCUAAAGGCUGAUAUUUAAAGUUUCUUGUUCAGACUUAGUAUGGGUGGGGGCUAGGAUGUUACGCUCAUAUUAAUUUUUUUUUUUUUUUAAAUUGUAGCAGGUGUAAAUAUUCAUUGCAAUUUAAAAUAAUCAUAAUUAUAUGCACGUUAAAAUUGUAUAAAAUAUAAAUUCAGUAGUGCCUGAUAUGAAACUUAAGAGCUCAGAUGUAAUACAGGAAGGUAUGUAUUACUGUAGCUAUAUAUAUAUAUUUUUAUCAAACAGAUAUGUAUAUUUUUGAUGUCUUAGGUCUAUGUUGAUAUUGAAAACUGUAAGCAAACGUUGUAUGUUCACGGUCUGGGGGAACUCCGGUGCAAAGUCCAUGUCACGUUCUACUCGAUUAGGCUUAUUAAAUAAAAACUUCAUAUCUGCAUUAAUGGUGAUUGAGCACACUAAAACUGUACAUCUCUUAAAAAAACAUUGUUCUAUAGCCAGAUAGGAUGACUCGUACCUACUUGGUACACGUCUUUGGAUACUCUUAUCCUGGUAUUGGCAUUGCUAGGUUAUUUUUGCUAUGUACUUUUAAGUUUGUUGUUUUAAAGUAACAAACAUUUAGUGCUGUGAAUAUUUCAAAAAAAGGACAAGUAAAUGUGUGAUUUGUAAAAUAUAUGUAUUUGUGAUAAUCAUUGCUCAAAAAAGAUAAAUACUUGGGUAUAUAAAUUUGAAAUAUACGAGGAAUAAUUUAAAUUCGUUAUUAGUCUUAAUAACAAAAAAUAAAAGCUCGAUCCUUUGAUAGAUUAAAGAAUCAAUGUUUCUCACCAGAGUAAUGAUGCAUGUACACACUCCUGGAUCGAGUCCAGUUUUUAUUUGAAAUAAAUUAUGGAAUUACACUGUAGUAAAAAUUGUUAGCUUUAAUGGAUGCCACAAAUGAUGUAGCACAGAAACUGUUAAUUGCAGGGAAUUGCAUGUUUCUGUUUAUCAUGUCAAGACUGUCUCAGUAUGUCAUAAUUAUUGUUUUUACUUGCUGUUUAAAUACUCCAUACCUUGUGCUUAUUUGUAUAAAAUACUUGGUGGUAAGGGGUUUUUCAUGCAAUAAUGAUAAAUGUUAUGUUUUACUUUUGUGCUAUUUAAAGCAUAGACUUUAUUGUGUUUACGUUGCUCGUGUAACCCAUUGUAGUGAGCAUGUGUCACAGGUUUGAAAUAUCAAACAGUAAUUUUCAAGUUAGGAUUGUGUACAUAUUUUGUUGUCAUUAACAUUCCUCAGGUGUGGUUUUCUUUUUGUAACCUGAGUCAUUACUGGGACUGAUUUAUUCUUAAGUAUUGGAACUAAUGUUUAUUUAGCGAAAACUUGCGAGUUAGGUAGGACAAAUAACAAAGUACGUUUAGAGAAGGUCUUUAGUUAAUGCUAGUUGUCUGAACCAAGUAUAAACACCUGAUUGGUAAGUGUGGGCUUCUUGUUUUUAUGAGUUUUACUAUAUUCUGAGUGUGGUUUUGUUUAAUAUUGCUUAAAAAAUAAAAAACAUUAUAUUAUUU